This is a messenger RNA of Aspergillus bombycis, 4083 nucleotides long. RefSeq names its product putative RNA helicase/RNAse III. The transcript is spliced from 8 exons. Gene Ontology annotation, cellular component: cytoplasm; RISC complex; nucleus. Gene Ontology annotation, biological process: siRNA processing. NCBI's taxonomy places the organism in Eukaryota, Fungi, Ascomycota, Eurotiomycetes, Eurotiales, Aspergillaceae. The record is from RefSeq and is a predicted model, not a curated record. Bases 1 to 4083 code for a protein of 1360 amino acids. Gene Ontology annotation, molecular function: RNA binding; ribonuclease III activity; ATP binding.
AUGGCUCAGCUUAACGGAUCAAAUGGCGCUGGACCGCUGUAUAAACCUCGACAGUACCAGUAUGAGAUGUUUGAGGCUAGUUUGAAGGAGAAUAUCAUUGUUGCUAUGGAUACCGGGACGGGGAAGACUCAGAUUGCGCUCUUACGGAUUGCUCAUCAGUUGGAGGGUGGUGGAUCACGGAAGUUGACCUGGUUCUUGACUCCGACUGUGGCCUUGUGUUUUCAGCAGUAUGAGGUGAUCCGCAGUCAUCUCCCGGCCGUGAGAGCUUGUACGAUCACAGGGCUGGACAAGGUUGAGCGCUGGAAGAGCCAGUAUAUCUGGGAUGAGCUUUUGAAAGAUAAACAGGUGGUAGUAUCGACUCAUGCGGUUUUGUUCGAGGCCUUGACUCAUGGGUUUGUCCGGAUGUCCCAGUUAGGUCUGCUCAUAUUUGACGAAGCUCAUCAUUGCAUGCGACGACAUCCGGCGAACAUGAUUAUGUUUGAUUUCUAUCAUCCCACCUUGCGAAAGCACGGCAGAGACAGCGUCCCUUGCAUUUUGGGUCUAACGGCUAGUCCAGUGGUCAGGUCAAAGAGUCAGGAGAUGAAAACUUUAGAGUCGAAUCUCGACUCCAUCUGCAAAACUCCGCAAGUCCACAAACAAGAACUCACCACGUAUUCCCACAGACCCGAGUUACUGCCCAUCAUCUACAAAGCCACAGAUGAAGGACCUGGCGGCAGGGCUCUGCAAGCCCUGGAGCAUGCGUGGGAUACGGCGGACAGUGACGAAGAUCCAGACGCUAUACCACAGAACGACAACCUGUCAAACGGGAGCGGGGAGUACAAAGCGUUGAUGAUACGAAAGACCCUCUGCAAUGAGCAAAUCAAACGCUUUGUGGACCGCAGCCGUCACAUCUUCACAGAACUGGGAGAGUGGGCAGCAGACUACUACAUCUGCACAUCCGUAGAGCAGCUGCGCACUACGAUUCGCGAUCAGUCUUUGACCCUGGACUGGGAAGACGAGGAGAGAGCCUAUCUUUCAAACUUCUUGUCUAAGCUUCCAGUCGCGGAGGUCCAGGCCAAACUUGCAGAUCUGAACCACUUCCCGAUGUCACCAAAACUCGCAGCGUUGAUAAAUUUCCUCGAAAAAUACGACGACCCCGAGUUCUCGGGAUUGAUCUUUGUACAGCAAAGAGUAACCGUGAGCGUACUGGCCCGCUUACUUUCCCUCCACCCCAAAACCAGGGACCGAUUCCGAUGCGCAGCCUAUGUUGGCAUGUCGAAUAGCAAUUGUCGCCAGGACAUGGUGGGCGACUGGCACAACACGAAGAAGCAGCGCGGGACCAUGGACGACUUCCGAAGCGGGCGCAAAAAUCUGAUUGUCACGACCAGUGUCUUAGAAGAAGGGAUCGACGUCACGGCCUGCCGUGUCGUCGUAUGCUUUGACAAACCCGCUAAUCUGAAAUCCUUCAUCCAAAGGCGCGGUCGAGCACGACAGAAAAAGUCAACGUACGCUAUCAUGUUCUCCACAGUGGAUGAGCACGGCGAUUUACGCAAGUGGCAGGUUCUGGAGCAGGCUAUGGUCGAAGCUUAUCAAGACGAAGAGAGGCUGCUCCGUGAGGCAGAAGCGCAAGAGGCAGUCGAUGAAAAUGUGCCAGAGAUGAUCACCGUCGAAGCUACCGGCGCCGUCAUCACACCGGAUUCAGUCGUCACACAUCUUUACCACUUCUGCGCCGUGCUUCCCGAGGAACGGUAUGUUGACAACAGGCCGGAGUUCUCGUUCGAGAAGGAUAGACUCGGCCUUGUCAAAGGCACGGUGAUCCUGCCUAGCUGCGUGCACCCCAAAGUUCGUCGCAUCCAGGGAAAACUUUGGUGGAAGACUGAGCGUGCAGCGGUUAAAGAAACAGCUUUCCAGGCAUACCGGGCUCUUUAUGAAUUUGGCCUUCUGAACGACCAUCUUCUCCCAUUAACGAAAAACCCCGAGAUGAGGCCGAACGAUCACACCACCUUGCCCGCGCUAUUAGACGUAUCUGAGCAGCAUGACCCUUGGACAGAAUGGGCAAACUCGUGGUCAUGUCCGGAUAUACAUCAGAUGCGUAUAGGCUUGGAAAGCAACGGACACCCAACAGAUGGGCUAAUCAUGAAGCUGAUCGGACCGACAAACUUGCCUCCACUGGCUCCAUUGACUCUUUUCUGGGAUCGCGAUACCAUUCUCACAUUAUCAUUCGAUGUCCCAGAGCGUAUUUCGACAGUGACCGCUAAUUGCAUCACGAACUUACGGACAGCCACUGCGCUUUACCUUCAAGCACCCCGCAGCCGACACCUGUUGGGUAAUGAUGACUUUGUGACCCUAUUUGGGCCUGAUUUACCGAGUACCGAGUUGACCGAUUGGCUUAUUCAAAACGCAGGACAUGAAACUGCUCAUGAGGCGUACUCCCGGGGCGCUAUGCCCGGUGCGGUGGGAAUAAUCCGGGACCUUUCGCGCUACGACGAGCCGUUCUUCUGCCAUAGGUGGAUCGAGUCCGAAGCUGGCUUGAUUGAGAUAGAAUGCAGGCCUAUCCCGCGUCGGCGGAACUUCUUGCAUCCGCUAAUUUUAGAUAACGGUCAUGUCGACGCCAUUGUUGGGUCGGAACCUGGUUCUGCUAGGGUGCAUACGGUGGCUGCCAAAAAUUGCACUGUCGGCAAGCUACCAGUGUCCACAGCCAUAUUUGGCUUAUUUAUCCCACAUAUUGUUGACAGACUUGGGAGUACAUUGAUCGCAAACAGGCUGUGCGCAACCAUUCUGUGUGAUGUCGGCUUCGUGAACAUUCAGCAUGUUAUCACGGCCAUCACGGCACCAUCGGCUCAAGGAGUGACGAACUAUCAGCGAUAUGAAUUUCUCGGAGAUUCAAUUCUGAAGUACCUUGUUUCGUGCCAGCUUUUCUUUCAGAACCUCAACUGGCCAGAGGGCUUCCUCACCGAAGGUCGCACCGCUAUUGUCCAAAACCCACGGCUCACCAGGGCUGCUCUGGAUGCUGGAUUGGAUGCUUUCAUUAUGACAAAGUCGCUCACUCCUCGCCGGUGGAUUGCACCACUGAUAUCCACAAGUUUAGGUGCUGCCUCUGUCAAGCGACAGAUGUCAGCCAAGGUAUUGGCGGACGUCGUCGAGGCACUAAUCGGAGCCGCCUAUUUAGACGGCGGCUACUCCAAAGCUCAGAUAUGCACGCAUUGUUUUCUUCCAGAGAUCAAUAGACAGCUCCUGGACAUCCCACAGCGAGUUGCAAAGUCACCUUGCUACACCUUUACGAACGAGGAUCUUCUGAUCGAGGCUCUCACCCACCCUUCCUGCCAGCACGACCAAUCCACCCAGUCCUAUCAACGAUUAGAAUUCCUCGGCGAUGCCAUUCUCGACAUGGUCAUUGUCCCAACCAUCUUCCAAUACUCCAACAAAAUCUCACCAGGAGACAUGACCCUCAUCAAACAUGCAGUAGUGAAUGCGAACCUGCUCGGUUUCUUCUGCAUGGAGUUCUCCAUCGAACAAGAUAAGACUAAAGUCGAACGGACUCCUGAUGGCCGAUUCGUCGUCAAGUCCGAAACAAAGCAUGUCGAGCUGUGGCGCUUCAUGAGAUUCAAUAGUCUCGAUCUGCAAAACUCCCGCGAUGCAGCUCUAAACCGUCACCGCAGACUCAGAAACACAAUUCUCGCCUCCCUCUACCACGGCCCUGAUUACCCCUGGCAAUCUCUCUCCCAACUCUACGCAGACAAGUUCUUCUCCGACAUCGUGGAAAGCGUCCUUGGAGCCAUUUUCGUUGACUCAGGUGGUGACCUGUCUGCAUGCGAAUGCUUCCUCGAGCGGAUUGGCCUGCUGUCUUAUGUCAGACGCGUCCUGUCAGCUGGAACCAAUGUGACUCACCCUCGAAGCAUCGCGCAGCGGCUGUCGAAGGGGGACGCGCUUUUCAAUUUGAGGCGCGUCUCGGAUGAGAAAGGCCGCGCCACGUACCGGUGCACAGUUACCAUGGACGAUGCCCAGAUUGUUCUCGUGGAGGGCUGUCUGUGUGGCGAAGAGGCCGAGGUAAGGGCUGCUAUUGAAACGAUUGAGUUCUUGCAGCGUCGCCAGGAAGUUAUUUGA